This is a messenger RNA of Pectinophora gossypiella (pink bollworm), 597 nucleotides long. RefSeq names its product NADH dehydrogenase (ubiquinone) 23 kDa subunit-like. Gene Ontology annotation, biological process: mitochondrial electron transport, NADH to ubiquinone; mitochondrial respiratory chain complex I assembly. The record is from RefSeq and is a predicted model, not a curated record. Gene Ontology annotation, cellular component: membrane. Lineage: Eukaryota; Metazoa; Arthropoda; Insecta; Lepidoptera; Gelechiidae. Gene Ontology annotation, molecular function: 4 iron, 4 sulfur cluster binding; NADH dehydrogenase activity. Bases 106 to 597 code for a protein of 163 amino acids. The transcript has 2 exons.
CCACCAGAUUGUCCUCCACCUAUUCUACCGCCGUUCUAUAACUGUCCAAGAUCCAAAUACGACGUUCAUUGGGUUUAUGUCAAUGAUAAGCCACCUACAACUACUAUGAAGGAUUUUUUCGACAGAGGGGCACAAUGCGUGUUUUGGACCGAACUUAUCAGAGGUUUCGCUAUUACGUUCGGGCAUAUAUUUAAAGAGCCUGCGACGAUAAACUAUCCGUUUGAGAAAGGUCCACUGUCGCCCCGGUUCAGAGGUGAGCAUUGUUUACGAAGAUAUCCUACCGGAGAGGAGCGGUGCAUCGCGUGCAAGCUGUGCGAGGCCGUGUGUCCGGCCCAAGCGAUCACUAUCGAGGCGGAGGAGCGCUGCGACCUCUCCCGCCGCGCCAUACGUUACGACAUCGAUAUGACCAAAUGCAUUUUUUGUGGCUUUUGUCAAGAGGCUUGUCCUGUCGACGCAAUUGUUGAAGGUCCAAAUUUUGAAUACAGCACUGAAACACGCGAAGAACUAUUUUAUAACAAAGAAAAACUACUCUCGAACGGUGAUCGAUGGGAACCCGAAAUAGCCAGCAAUAUUAGAGAUACUCAUGUAUAUCGUUAG